Drosophila mojavensis is the source of this 2139-nucleotide messenger RNA. Its product is annotated as protein kinase 4. Gene Ontology annotation, biological process: regulation of transcription by RNA polymerase II. Lineage: Eukaryota; Metazoa; Arthropoda; Insecta; Diptera; Drosophilidae. Bases 109 to 1587 code for a protein of 492 amino acids. Gene Ontology annotation, cellular component: transcription regulator complex; nucleus. The record is from RefSeq and is a predicted model, not a curated record. The transcript has 2 exons.
GAUAGAUGAGUUGUCUCAACGUUGUUGCACAUCGCUAAUCGCCGAAAAGACUGGAGCGCAGGCAAAUAACAAGAAAAUAAAAAUCAUAAUUUGAUUUAUGACUACAUCAUGAUGGAUGAGCAACUUAUUGAUGAAGUAGCUCAACACGGCGUCAUCUAUAAUCGGCAAAAGUAUUAUUUAAAUGGUAGCGCCAGCGGCGGCAAAUACGAGACCAAGGACGAGGCUUGGCAGCUCAUUGCGUUGAAGCUGCGGACGGACGUGGAAACGUGUAAGAAGCGAUGGAAAUAUCUGCGUGAACGCUAUGUAUCACAACGCAAACAAGGCGAUCCACCUGUUUAUGAGCAUUUAUCCCGUCCAUACUUGGAAAAAAUGAAAUUCCUGGAUCAGCACAUACAGCCGCGUAAAUCCUACCGAAACGUACCCAACUUUUUGACCUCACCACAAUCGGCGAAUAGCUCCAAUUAUAGUGAAUAUAAUGUGGAUUCCAAGUCGAAUAGCUCACACAAGAAUAUGUCGCAUUUCGGUGGUCAGAACCAUCAUUAUCAUCAUCAGCAACAACAGCAGUCGGGAACAGUAGAUCAGCAGCAUCCAAUGAAUGCACUCAGCACAGCUGCCGCCUCAGCUCUAGAGAAUGUCAAUGGACAAGUAAAAAUAGAGGCGGAAAUAUUUAGAGAUUUUGCGGCUGCCGUAGCCUCGCAGCAACUGCAGCAUAUAUCACAAUCACAAAUGCAACAGCAACAGGCGGCAGCUGUGGCCGCAGUUAUGGCUGACUCGUCGCAGGGCUAUCAGGAGCCGAUAAUGAAUGGCACUGGCAGCACAGGUGGCCUUACCUCAACGUCUUCCUCAAUGAAAUCACCGCUGUCGUCCCCUCUGCCUGGUAUGGGUGUAACUCCGACCACACAGCAAGAGGAGCAAUCGACUGCAAUAGCGUCUCAACAGUCAGCUGUACAUUCCUCAUCCAAUGUUCAGGCUAACUACAGUCAUAAGAGCAGCGAUGAAAUGCAUUCCUCGUCCAAUUAUCACAAUAAGAAGCCCCGCGUGCAACUGAACUCCAAUGGUGUCAGCAAUCAUGCACAGCAUGCCAGCAAUGGUAUGUCUAAUCCAAAUGGACAUUUUGGCCAAGACACCGAUGAUGACUCGGAUGACAAUAGCACUGAUCUAAUGGAACCACAGACAAUGUUGCACCAUGAAAAUCACUACAACAAUUCAAUCAAUAUGCAACGCAACAGCUCAAAUGGCAAUGUCAAUGGUAAUAAUAAUAAUCAACAGCAGCAGCAACAGCAGCAACAACAACAUCAGCAACAGCAGCAGCAACAACAACAACAACAGCAACAUCCGAAUAUGUUUCCAUCGAAUACGGAUUUCCUUUUCCAGCUUUAUCAGCAACUACCACAGCAACAGGCUGCAGGUAGCUCACAUGCUUCCAACUUUGGCAAGUUCCAAACGCCAUCAAAUCCACAUGGCAUGCAACGUUCCUCGGAACAUUUACUAGGCGAACUGGUCACCACGGAGCUGUUGAAAAUGAAUAAGGAUCGUCGGAAAAAUGUACAAAAAAGAAUAUUGGAAAUACUCUUCUUUGAUGAUUAGGCAGCAGGGCAGCAAAGUCCUACAGUAUUAAGAGUUUCUGUUGUACAUAGUGUAUAUAUAGGGUAUAUGCGACUACUCUUAUUGUUUAAUGUAUGAUUUAAGUUUUAAGCUUGAAGGUUGCACUUUUUGCAUCUUUUAUGAUUCAGAAGUAAAAUUCAACAUAAUAAGUUUGAAAUUUAGUAAAGCGGGUAAAGCAGUUGGAAAAGUAUAGUCCAACACUUAUUUAGUAUGUUCUGUCGACCUGUUGAAUUUUAAAUCUAGAUAUAUUUAUAUCUACAUAUUAUAAACAUAUUCUUUAUUAUUUAAGAUUAAAGUUUUUCCUAAGUUGUCCGGUUUUCCAUAACUUUGUUCGUUAACCCACCAAGGCAUUUGAAAAGAUGUUUCAUUUGCGCUAGUCAUGAACUAAGUAUAUUGAACAAUUUUCCAGUUAGAGCUUAAGUUAUUAUUAAGCGGGUUUAAUGUAUAUGUAUACCUAGUAUACUUAAUUAAGCUAAGAAAAACUCAUUUGUAAUUUAUUCAAUUUAUGUUUAAUAAAAUGUAUAUGUAACUAUA